Molecule: messenger RNA, 1338 nt
Organism: Artibeus jamaicensis (Jamaican fruit-eating bat)
Lineage: Eukaryota; Metazoa; Chordata; Mammalia; Chiroptera; Phyllostomidae
Gene: ZFYVE21
Product: zinc finger FYVE-type containing 21
Exons: 8
Coding region: 57-812 (251 amino acids)
Molecular function (GO): metal ion binding
Source: RefSeq, a predicted model, not a curated record
GCUAUUGGAGGGGCGAGGGCCGAGUGAGAGCGGUGGGCGAGCGCUGCGGCGGCGUCAUGUCCUCCGAGGUGGCCGCCCGCCGCGAUGCCAAGAAGCUGGUGCGUUCACCCAGCGGCCUGCGCAUGGUGCCCGAGCACCGCGCCUUCGGCAGUCCAUUCGGUCUGGAGGAGCCGCCGUGGGUCCCGGACAAAGAGUGCCCAAGAUGUAUGCAGUGCGAUGCCAAGUUUGACUUUCUCACCAGAAAGCACCACUGCCGCCGCUGUGGGAAGUGCUUCUGCGACAAGUGCUGCGGCCAGAAGGUGGCGUUGCCGCGCAUGUGCUUCGUGGACCCCGUGCGGCAGUGCGCUGCCUGUGCCCUGGUGUCCCGCAAGGAGGCUGAGUUCUACGACAAGCAGCUCCGAGUGCUGCAGAAUGGAGCCACCUUCCUGGUGACAUUUGGAAACUCAGAGAAGUCAGAAACGAUGGUUUGUCGUCUCUCCAGCAACCAGAGGUUCCUGCUGCUGGACGGAGAUGGCCACCACGAGAUCGAGAUCGCUCACAUCUCAACUGUGCAGACCUUUGCGGAAGGCUCCCCACCUGCAGAGGACACUCACUCUCACACCAGCCUCCUGGGGAGCCUGCCCACCUCCGAAGGAGGCAACACUCGGGCCACAGGCAUGUCCCUGCAGUACUCAACACCAGGGUCAGAGGGCAUGACGCAGCUGAAGCUGACCGCAGGGGAAGACGCAAAUGCCAGCAGGGGACAGUCCAUGGCGUGGCUGGCGGCCAUGCACAAGGCCACCAAGCUCCUCUACGAGUCUCGGGACCAGUAACUGCACGCGGGCUGGCCCGUCUGCUCAGAAUGGCAGAGCCACCUCCGUGCUCCCCGACGCCCCACGUGCUGGGAAGACAGUGCGACGUUGGAGAAAACCUGUUCGCUCACCUAGUGCAAUACGUACAGUUUAUUAACGCUCCGAACAGCUUCCCGCUUUAAAAACCUGUCUUUUCUUGUUGACACUUAAUUGGGGUGGGAGAGACCCGGCUACACUACUGCUGAACUGUUUUUAGCAUAACCUCUACCAUGUUUCUGUGAGUGCCAGGUUUACUAGCAGGUUCUGGCCCCCAUCUCACUAACCGUCCACAGGGGGCAUCUGCUCUGCAGCUGGCCCAGCCCGGGCCACCAACUUGUUCCCACGGCACUACUUCGGGGCCAUGGACAAACCUUUGAUACGUCACCAUCCCACCGGGGAAGCAGCCAGCUUUGUGGUUGCUAUUUUUCACUUACCAUUCACUUUAUUAAAAUACUUGUACAACAGUUUGUAUAUACAGCUUGAGUAAAACCUAUUUUGAAAACACGAA